UUACAUUUCCCAUUUUAGUUAUUAAAACUAUUUUCGUUUGUCUUUUUGUAUCAGUUUAAAAAAUCUUAGUUUUAAAUGUCGAAGAACAACAAUAAAGAAAACAAAUCGAAAAGAGGAUUGAACAAAAUGAAAGCAAAACCAAAAAAAAGAUAAAGAAAAAGAAAAUAGAAAAGUGUUUUGCGCGGCUGGCAGGAAAAAAAGAUCUCUAUAGACAAGUCAAGUCAAGUCGAGCCCAAUAUAGGCUCAAUAGAGACAGUGAGAAAAACAGACAGAGAGACAGAGAGAGAGAGAGAGAUAAGAAUAACACAUUUUUCGAUAACGAUAACGAUAACCAAUUAAUGAAUGAUACUUAUCGACCAAUCGGCUAACAAAACGAGACAAGACGUAAGCAUACACAGUGUGGGGUUUUCUGUACCGCUGUGCCGCGGCAGCACCGUUAGCUACCAUGGGCGCCAACGUAUCGCAGCUGGAGCGUGAGAUUGGCUCCGAACUGUUUCCGCCCAACGAGCACUAUUUCGGGCUGGUUAACUUUGGGAACACAUGCUAUAGCAACUCGGUGCUGCAGGCGCUCUACUUCUGCAAGCCCUUUCGCGAAAAGGUGCUCGAGUACAAGGCCAAGAACAAGAGGCCCAAGGAAACGUUGCUCUCCUGCCUGGCGGAUCUCUUCUACAGCAUUGCCACACAGAAGAAGAAAGUCGGCUCGAUAGCGCCGAAGAAGUUCAUAACGCGACUGCGCAAGGAGAAAGAAGAGUUCGACAACUAUAUGCAGCAGGAUGCCCACGAGUUUCUGAAUUUCUUGAUCAAUCACAUCAAUGAAAUAAUUCUGGCGGAACGCAACAGUGGGAAGACCCUGGCUGCUGGCUCCAGUGUGUCGGUCUUAGCCACUGGCCCGGCCCAGGGCAAUGGCAAUGCUACGAAUACGAAAUCCAGCUCGAAUUCCAAUUCAUCGAACUCCACAUCGACGUCAACGUCAAAUGGCAAUUGCAGCAAUUCGACGGGCUCGCUGAGCGUUCUGGAUGGCAAUGGCAGCGUCACAGCGACCACGACGCCAAUCGGCCAAACGAAUGGAGCCAAUACGGAGCCCACUUGGGUGCAUGAGAUCUUCCAGGGGAUUCUCACGUCCGAGACGCGAUGCCUGAACUGCGAGACGGUGAGCAGCAAGGAUGAGAACUUUUUCGAUCUGCAGGUGGACGUGGAUCAGAACACAUCGAUCACGCACUGUUUGCGCUGCUUCAGCAAUACGGAAACCCUUUGCUCGGACAACAAGUUCAAGUGCGACAAUUGCUGCAGCUACCAGGAGGCACAGAAGCGGAUGCGUGUCAAGAAGUUGCCAAUGAUACUGGCCUUGCACCUGAAGCGCUUCAAGUAUAUGGAGCAAUUUAAUCGGCAUAUCAAGGUGUCGCAUCGUGUUGUCUUUCCGCUCGAGUUGCGCCUGUUCAAUACGUCGGACGAUGCCGUCAAUCCGGACAGACUCUACGAUCUGACCGCAGUGGUUAUACACUGUGGAUCGGGCCCGAAUCGUGGCCACUACAUCAGCAUUGUUAAGAGUCACGGACUCUGGCUGCUCUUCGAUGACGAUAUGGUUGACAAAAUAGAAGCUUCGACCAUUGAGGACUUCUACGGCCUGACCUCGGACAUACACAAGUCCUCGGAAACGGGCUACAUAUUGUUCUAUCAAUCGCGCGAUUGCGCUGCAUAGAUAAAUGCGCAAUUUAAGUAAAAGUUUUGUUCUUGAUUUAAGUAAAAAGUUUUCUAGGCUCUACCCAGAUAUAUAUAUACAUAUAUAUGAUAUAUAAUCUCCUAGCCUAUAUCUAGGCAAAUUUCUAUGUUCAUUCAUUUUACAAUAAUAACAACAAUAAUAAACAAUGAUAUUC
Drosophila hydei is the source of this 1874-nucleotide messenger RNA. RefSeq names its product ubiquitin carboxyl-terminal hydrolase 46 (gene Usp12-46). Lineage: Eukaryota; Metazoa; Arthropoda; Insecta; Diptera; Drosophilidae. The transcript has 2 exons. Bases 446 to 1699 code for a protein of 417 amino acids. Gene Ontology annotation, cellular component: nucleus; cytosol. Gene Ontology annotation, molecular function: cysteine-type endopeptidase activity; cysteine-type deubiquitinase activity. Gene Ontology annotation, biological process: protein deubiquitination. The record is from RefSeq and is a predicted model, not a curated record.